Molecule: messenger RNA, 2669 nt
Organism: Terrapene triunguis (Three-toed box turtle)
Lineage: Eukaryota; Metazoa; Chordata; Testudines; Emydidae
Gene: ABI3
Product: ABI family member 3
Exons: 8
Coding region: 25-1158 (377 amino acids)
Biological process (GO): regulation of cell migration
Cellular component (GO): lamellipodium
Molecular function (GO): SH3 domain binding
Source: RefSeq, a predicted model, not a curated record
GUGGGAACAGAGCAAAGCAGCAGCAUGUCUGAAUUGCAGAAACUUCAGCAGACUGAAAUCCCCUCUGCCAGGCAAGUCCUGAGGGAGAAUUACAGCAAACUUCACAAAGUGGCCGACUACUGUGAGAAUAACUACAUGCAGGCAACAGACAAGAGGAAAGCCCUGGAGGAGACCAUGGCUUACAGUGCCCAGUCCUUGGCUAGCGUCGCAUACCAGAUCAGCAAUCUAGCCAGCAACGUCCUCCAACUGUUGGACCUGCAUGCAAGUGAACUCCACCAGGUUGAAGCCAACAUCUGCUGCGUUGCGCAGAUGGUGGACGUGCACAAGGAGAAAGUGGCUCGUCGGGAGAUUGGAACGCUGACAGUCUGCAAGAGGCCCCCCCACUACCAGAAAAUCAUCUAUCCAACAUACCAGGAACCCCUGGAAGCUUACUACAGGAAACCCCUCAACUUCAGCAUCCUGGAUGACGUCGGUCAUGGGAUAAAGGACCAGACCACGCAGUUGUCACGAACGGGAACCUUGACUCGGAAAGGAUCCAAGAUAUCAUCUGGACAGUCUACGGGCACCAUGGGGAAAAACUCUCGUAUCCCAGAGCCCAUUCAACUGCCUGUGGUUCCGGAAGGCAAACUCUCAGCGGCGUCCUCCACAUCGUCUUUAACAUCCCUCAGUUCCAGUGGAGCAGCUGGCAACUUCAAUGCCAAGGUGCCUGUCGCACAACUUAUGCCACCCUCAGUGCCUCCUCCAUUGGACCUAGACACAAUGCCUCCCCCUCCCCCUCCUGUAGACAUGCCCGAACCACCACCCAUCGGUUUCGAGAUGCCGCUCCCAGAUGUCCCUCCACCAUUCUCCAUGCCAGGUGCCGACUUCCUGGAGCCCCUCCCUCCGCCUCCUCCAAGCUUGACAGAGUUUGAAGAUUUUGCCCCUCCUCCUCCUCCUCCCCCCCUGGGUACAGAGGAACCUGCGUGGGCGCCAGACAGCUACUUGGAGAAAGUGGUGACCCUCUACCCCUACACUCAGCAAAAGGAGAACGAGCUCUCGUUCCCAGAAGGGGCCGUCAUUUACAUGACCCGGAAGCACUCGGACGGUUGGUGCGAGGGCGUGACCAGCGAGGCAGAGGGGUUCUUCCCAGGCAACUACGUGGAACCUUUCUGCCGCUGACCCUGCGUGGAUGCAGGAGAUGACGCCACUGAGGACCAGCAGAGGUUUUCCUCCUUCACCCUCCCCCAACCUCGGGGUUAAUGGAGCCCAUUCUCGCUGCCAAACCAGUGAGGCCACCUCCAUCCCCCUGGCUCUGGCCACAGAAUUUCAUCACUAUCCAGUUACAAUCCAGAUUGAUCAGAUUAUAGAUCCCCCAUUCCCCUCCGGGGCUAGGGCACAGACAGGCCCAAAUCCCUGGCAGACAGCAACAGGGAAAGGUAGCUCUCCGAACCCAAGACUUAUCAGGAGCGGCUUUGGAGGCCCAGGAAAGUGCCCUGGUUUGGCACUGCUACUUUCAGGUCAAAUCUUAGUCCCCCAGAGCGCAGUGGGAGUUUUGCCAUUGCUUACCCCUGGGGACCAGGAUUGAAGCCUUUAGCAUGGAAUCCCUUUGCUUGAGGCUUUGCUUAUUCUCAGCUCUUUUAUUUCCACCCCCUAAACGUGCACCAGAUCAGAGGAUCCUAUUCCAGGUUCCCCAGGGAGCCUGCAGCCAGUCCCUCCCCCCCACCAGAAUGAAUGCGGCUGAGCAGCAGAAUGCUGUUGACUAGCUGGGAAGGGAGGCAGAGGUAGGCGUGUGGACUGCUCGGAGAUUCCCAGUGCUCGGGGCUGCUCCAAGGCUUCCACACUCCUGACUCCUGCAGUAGCUUAGACGGUGCUUAGCAGACUCUAGUGGGUCUGACAGAGAGCCUUUUCCCCACCGCCUGGGACAGCGCCGCCCAAGCCCAGAAGUAGCAACGGGCCAGAGAUCGAAUCCCAGCUCCGACAGAGUCAUCCGGUGACCUUGAGCAAGUCCAGUUUCUCUAGUUGGAAAACAGGCACAGUGCUUCCCUGCCUCGCAGGGCUGCAGUGGAGAUUAACGUAGGUGCGCGGAAAGCCCUCCGCACAAAGCGUGAUGGCAGAGCGGCCUGUGCCUCACCCGGCAGAGACAUGAGAAAUGGCAAAUUAACUGGGGAAGGUGGUUGGAAGAUAAGAGGAUGUUUUGCAAGGAGCUUUGGCAACGAGACUAAGUUGUACAAACCAGAGCCAGUAGAUCCAGGCUCAAAUGCACGGGAAUAGCCCACUUGUUUCCUGCUGUGUAAUGAUACCGAGCCAUGUAGUACCCUGUCAGGUUGCUGCUUGGGGUAUUAUGAGCCUUGUCUGCAAAAUGUCAGCUUCUGCUUUGCCUCCCGUGAUCCUUUACUAAAAAUGGCAGCUGAUGGCCUUGAGGUUUGGAGUGAGUGAAAGGCAGCCCUGCCUUUAAGCCCCACCCAGGGCCUUGCCCCGUGGAAUUUUUGUGGGCAACCUGUGCGCUCUGAAUGCGCCGUGGGGACCCGCCUCGCUGAUGUCUCGCGGCACAUUGGAAGUAGAAAGGGAGGCUCAUUGAACCUGGUCCUCUCUAAUGCCAGGUGCUGUUGAGAGCAUUAGUGAGCAGGUCCUCUGCUCCGUGCUCUUGUUCAUGCCUCUCUGCAUCCUAGCUCCCUCACUGCUUAGAUAAA